This is a messenger RNA of Rhipicephalus microplus (southern cattle tick), 1115 nucleotides long. RefSeq names its product G patch domain-containing protein 11. Lineage: Eukaryota; Metazoa; Arthropoda; Arachnida; Ixodida; Ixodidae. Gene Ontology annotation, molecular function: nucleic acid binding. Gene Ontology annotation, cellular component: kinetochore. The record is from RefSeq and is a predicted model, not a curated record.
CCAUGGUAGUACACCACUUCAACAAGCAAAGUAAACACAGGUUGCGGUGGCACGAAGUUCUCUGUGUUGAUGGUGUCUGCACUGCGUGUCCUAUAGCUCUCACGAGACGUUCCCGCGUCCUAAGUGCUUUCUGGUAGUACUCAAAGUACUCACGAAAGUGCGGCGAUGUCAGGUGAUACCGACGACGAUGACUACAUGUCGAUGAACUUCUUCGCUGAAAGCGAGGACCUGCGGCCCGGACUGGUCCACAGCCGUGCGACCAAGCGGCGCUUUGAGGCCGAGAAGAAGCACCAGGAAGCGAACAAGAUGAGCCGCACUAAGUCCACGAAACAGUUAAUGGAGGACACCCGUACUGAAGCACUCAACAAACCAUUGGGCGAAGAAAACAAGGGAUUCAACCUUCUCAAGAUGAUGGGCUUCAAGCCAGGCAUGGGGCUUGGCAAGGCAGCAACUGCAGGCAGUUCGCUUAAGGAGCCGAUUCCUAUUGUGGUACGGGCGAACCGUGGUGGUUUGGGCCAAGAAUCCGAAGCCCGCGAACGAAUCGAAGCCAGGCUGAAGACGACAUCCGAGGCGGAAUGCAACCGAAUGGCUCAGGAGUUUAGAAAUGCCAAGCGUAGCAAAGCCCUCUUGCAGCAGGUUGAGGCUGACUUGAGGAAAAGUCAGAGGGCAUGCUAUAACCUGGACAGUGCACAGGAUAUUACAGAGCCCGAACAGCUCUGGUUCUGGCCUGGCAACACACAUCCGACCAGCGCCGAUGGUGACGUCAGGAAUGUGGUGUCUCUAGACGAAGAUGUAGCUGACGGCGACAUCGUUUCGUCGGACGAUGGGCUUGUUCUGCAGAAGAGAAGUUGGGAUGAGAGCGAAGAAGAAGAAGAAAAAGAGGAGGAAGAAGAUGUAGACCCCUCUGAGAGGCUCCGAGUUCUCACCGACUACCUUCGACGACGUCACCAUUACUGCAUAUGGUGUGUCAUUCAAUUCGAGGAUGAAGAGGACAUGGCAAGUUGCCCUGGGCCAACGAGGGCAGAUCAUGAUGAUGACUAAGCAUUUUGCAAGUCAUUGUAUGCUGUACAUAGCAUUUGCAAAUAAAGUUGCUUCCUGUAUACAUAGUUACUACA